AAGCCAUUCAAGACUUUCAUACAGACAGACACAGACCAAGAACAAAACCAUGGAUACCCAAGCCACAAUUGACCCCACCGAUCUCUUCUCCGCGAAGGGACUGGUGGUAGUCAUCUCCGGCGGUGGCAGCGGAAUCGGCCUCUCCUUCGCCGCCUCGCUGAUCAAAACCGGCGCCGCGCGAGUCUACCUCCUCGGCCGGCGAGCCUCAGUCCUCCAAGACGCAGCGGCAAGCCUAGGCGCGACCGCAACCGCUCUCGAAUGCGACGUGACGGACGCCUCGUCCAUCUCGCGCGCGGCUGCACAAAUCACACAGGAAACCGGCUACGUGGACGUACUGAUCAACAACGCCGGGAUCCUGGGCCCCGACCACAAGCCCGCUAACACAGCCAGCACCAUCGACGAGCUGCAGAGCACUUUACAAGCCAACUGGGGCGAGUGGGACGCGACCUUCGCCGUGAACGCCAGCGCCGUCGUCGGCGUCUCGGCUGCGUUCCUGAAGCUGCUCGACGCCGGGAACAAGCGCCGCGGGUGGCCCGCGGGCCGGCCGCUGGCGGAGGAUGAGCCGCGCGUGCGCGACGCUGUCGCCGGGCGCGCGCACGGCAUCGCGGACGACGACCAGCGCAGCAGCCAGAUUAUCACCGUGGCCAGCAUCGCGGGCUUGAAUCGGUAUAUCACAGCCGGAUUGGCGUAUAGCGGGAGCAAGGCCGCCGCCAUUCAUUUGAGUAAAUCGCUGGCGCAUUUGUUGGCGCCCUGGGGGAUUCGGUGUAAUGUGGUGAAUCCUGGAAUCUUCCCGUCGGAUAUGACGGCGGGGUCGCAGGAUACGUAUGGCUAUAAACAGGUUCCCGCGGGACGGAAGGGGAGUUUCCAAGACGUCGCGGGGACGAUUCUGUAUUUGGUUGGGAAGGGCGGAGCGUACAUUAAUGGGAACAUCCAGGUCGCGGAUGGAGGGCGGUUGUCGGUUAUGCCGGCUACAUAUUGA
Aspergillus homomorphus CBS 101889 is the source of this 979-nucleotide messenger RNA. RefSeq names its product SDR family NAD(P)-dependent oxidoreductase. Bases 50 to 979 code for a protein of 309 amino acids. The transcript is spliced from 3 exons. Gene Ontology annotation, molecular function: oxidoreductase activity. NCBI's taxonomy places the organism in Eukaryota, Fungi, Ascomycota, Eurotiomycetes, Eurotiales, Aspergillaceae. The record is from RefSeq and is a predicted model, not a curated record.